AAGUGGUGGGGAGAAAAUGCAGGAAAAGGAGAAAAACUGGGACAAAUGCAGCCUCCUGUGCUGUGGGCCUGGCAGAAAAGGGUUAAGCGAAGCGGUUGGAUGCUGCAAGCCUUGUCAGGGUUGUACUAUUUUUUCUAGUGCAUAAGGAGAAGGGAGAGGAGGGUUGCACGGAAAAGGGAAAUUUCCAAGGAAAGAGGGAUCUGCGACAGUAUCUGCACCUCGGGUGAUGAAGAGAGGAUCCAACAGGCAUAAAUGGCCUGGAGACGGCUGAAAUCUUUGCCGAGGAGGUUGGGACCAUGGGGUUAUUUUCCACCUGCCUCCCCUACCCGGUUCUGUAAUCCUGGCUCAAAGUAGACAAGUCGAGUUGGAGCUGAAGAAGGGAGGCGAUGCCACACCUCCCGAGGACACUGGGGACAUCGGGGUUUGCUGAGCUUAGCAUCUUCUUACCGUCGUACCGGAGGCAUCAGACAGACGCUCAUCUGCCCUGAAGUGCAGAUCUGCAACAGCUACCGAGAAGACUCUGUCUCUCUGUCUCUCUGUCUCUCUUUUCUCUCCCUCUCCAGUCCAAACCAUUACAAGACCUGACUUCCACCAUCUGGGAAUCUAACCCCUUUUAUGUCCCUUCUCCUUUUUUCUACGAUGACUCACCAUUAUUUUUAACUUUGAAGAGAGAGGAAAUUAUGGGGAUCUUGGAAGCCUGUAUUUCUCUCUAGGAUUUCCCCAGGGUCAGAUAAUCGGUGUUACUAAAGAGACACUAAGAUUUGGCUUCUCCAGCAGGGGCAAUUUUCUUUCCUUUUCUUUUUUAUUUUCUCUCUUGUUUUGUUCUCUCAUCCCUUCGCCUUUUCAUGAGACACUUCCAAACCUACGUACCUGUCCUUCCGCAGGAUAGUAGCCCUGCCCUGAACCCGAUCCCACCACCGGGCACUGGGAAGUGUUUAGCAUAAGGAUUUCUUUUAAACCCCAAUAUGACAGUUGCUACUGGAGAUCCUGCAGAUGAAGCUGCAGCUCUUCCCGGUCACCCGCAGGACACGUAUAACCCUGAGACCGACCAUGAAUGCUGCGAGAGGGUGGUCAUUAAUAUCUCAGGGCUGCGCUUUGAGACACAGCUCAAGACAUUAGCCCAGUUUCCAGAGACCUUACUAGGGGAUCCUAAAAAGAGAAUGAGGUAUUUCGACCCGCUCCGGAAUGAGUACUUCUUUGACCGGAACAGACCCAGCUUCGAUGCCAUCUUGUACUAUUACCAGUCUGGUGGGAGGUUGCGGAGGCCAGUUAACGUGCCCUUAGAUAUCUUCUCAGAAGAGAUUCGUUUCUAUGAACUGGGGGAAGAAGCAAUGGAGAUGUUUCGGGAGGAUGAAGGUUACAUCAAAGAAGAGGAAAGGCCGUUGCCUGAGAAUGAGUUUCAGAGACAAGUGUGGUUGCUCUUUGAGUACCCCGAGAGCUCAGGCCCUGCCAGGAUUAUAGCGAUUGUCUCCGUCAUGGUGAUUUUAAUCUCCAUUGUCAGCUUUUGCCUGGAAACGUUGCCCAUUUUUCGGGAUGAGAACGAAGACAUGCACGGCAGCGGGCUGAGCCACCCCCCCUACUCCAACAGCAGCAUGGGGUACCAGCAGUCCACCUCUUUCACAGACCCCUUCUUCAUCGUGGAAACACUUUGCAUCAUCUGGUUCUCCUUUGAGUUCUUGGUGAGGUUUUUCGCCUGCCCCAGCAAGGCUGGGUUUUUUACCAACAUCAUGAACAUUAUAGACAUCGUAGCCAUCAUUCCCUAUUUCAUCACCUUAGGGACAGAGAUGGCCGAGAAGCCGGAGGAUGGUCAGCAAGGCCAGCAGGCCAUGUCCUUGGCCAUCCUUCGAGUCAUCCGCUUGGUGCGGGUCUUCAGGAUCUUCAAACUCUCCCGGCACUCCAAGGGGCUGCAGAUCCUGGGGCAGACUCUCAAGGCCAGCAUGCGGGAGCUGGGCCUCUUGAUAUUUUUCCUCUUCAUUGGCGUCAUCCUCUUCUCCAGCGCCGUCUACUUUGCCGAGGCCGACGAGAGCGAGUCCCAGUUCCCGAGCAUCCCCGAUGCCUUCUGGUGGGCUGUGGUUUCCAUGACGACUGUUGGCUACGGAGACAUGGUCCCCACGACCAUCGGGGGGAAAAUAGUGGGUUCCUUGUGUGCCAUCGCUGGCGUAUUAACGAUUGCCUUACCAGUGCCCGUCAUAGUGUCUAACUUCAAUUACUUCUACCACCGGGAGACGGAGGGAGAGGAGCAGGCUCAAUAUUUGCAAGUAACCAGCUGCCCAAAGAUCCCCUCUUCCCCUGACCUAAAGAAAAGCAGAAGUGCCUCUACUAUUAGUAAGUCUGAUUAUAUGGAGAUUCAGGAAGGCGUAAAUAAUAGCAAUGAGGAUUUUAGGGAGGAGAACUUGAAGACAGCCAAUUGCACCCUAGCUAACACAAACUAUGUGAAUAUCACCAAAAUGCUAACCGAUGUCUAGUGGCUAAAAUCUAGUAACCUAUUUAAAGCUGAAGUGGAACAAUUGCAGAUAUUGAGUGCUGCUCUGCAUUGUAGUUACUACAGUAUUUUCUACGGUGUAUAUUUGGUUCUGCAUGGGAAGCAAUAGCUGUGUAAGUGACUUUUAACCUUUGAUUUCCACACCCAAUAAGCGUUCGUGCAAAAAAACAA
Pezoporus flaviventris is the source of this 2653-nucleotide messenger RNA. RefSeq names its product potassium voltage-gated channel subfamily A member 2. The coding region runs from base 966 to 2465 and encodes 499 amino acids. Gene Ontology annotation, biological process: protein homooligomerization; potassium ion transmembrane transport. The transcript is spliced from 3 exons. Gene Ontology annotation, cellular component: voltage-gated potassium channel complex; juxtaparanode region of axon; membrane. NCBI's taxonomy places the organism in Eukaryota, Metazoa, Chordata, Aves, Psittaciformes, Psittacidae. The record is from RefSeq and is a predicted model, not a curated record. Gene Ontology annotation, molecular function: protein binding; delayed rectifier potassium channel activity.